Molecule: messenger RNA, 1579 nt
Organism: Drosophila takahashii
Lineage: Eukaryota; Metazoa; Arthropoda; Insecta; Diptera; Drosophilidae
Gene: ebd2
Product: earthbound 2
Molecular function (GO): DNA binding
Source: RefSeq, a predicted model, not a curated record
CCAGAAACCCGGACCACCGAGCAAAUACGAAGCUGCCUCGGCUGUAGAACAAACAACUCAUCUAGUUGCUGCAGCAACAAUAACAACAGAAAUCGAGACAUAUAGUACAGUACGACGGACCAGGUGAACCAGCGAUAUAUUUCGUUGUGGCAGCUUCAAAGGAGUCACACAGACACACACUCACUCGCUGUCCCCCUCUGACGCAUGAUCUUUGUGGCGAGAGAGAGAGCGAAACAACAACAACAGCGCAAGAAGCUGCUGCGCAGUUAGCUGAAAAGAGGAAGAGAAGGAGGAGGAUAACGAAGGAGGAAUAAGAGAGCUAAAAACUUAAAAAUACUAUUGAAAUGGCAGCUAUUGCGGCAUUACCAACAACUACGUUGCGACGCAACAACAACAACAAAGGGAUCAAAUCGCGUCGCAACGAGCGUAAUAUCCUUACUUUCUACGAAAAGAUUGCCGUGAUCCGUUACUAUGAGGAGACAAAUAUUUCGAGAAACAGUCUGGCCAAGAUGUUCCACUGCUGCGCCACCCAAAUUCGCCGCAUCCUGGACAAGAAAAAGGAGCUGCUCCAGCAAUUGGCCACCUUGAGCGAGGCGGAUGCCUCUAUAAUAAUUGAGGAGAUGACGCGCAAGCGCCGUAAAUUCGAGAUGAGUGCCAUUAGUUUCCUCCUUCACGAAUGGGUGGAAAGAUGCACCCAACUGCACUUGAACAUCAGCAUUCGGAACCAAAAACUCAAGGAAACAGCCAUACGAAUGGCAGCAGUUUUGAAUCUGCCCUCGUUUAGACCCUCCUAUCGGUGGCUAAAUCGGUUCCGUGGAAAGUACAAGUACGAGGCCGAUGAGUUGGGCUACCAGGGAGAGAAUGCCCUCAACCAGGAUCUGCCUGUCGAGGACAUUAUUGUGGAGUUUAAGCAUGCACUGCCCAACUUUAUGCAACGCGAGCUGGCCGAACCCGCUGAAGGUGUCACCAAAGGACCUGUCGUACCAGAUUUUGUCAAUCUCUCCAGUGAGAAUAGUCUGAUGUCUGAUCAUCACGAGGAGGAUGAUGGAGUGGAGGUGGUCACCUGUGAGCCCACCAUGAUGUCCUCGCCAGCCAGCUCGCCAGAAGACGAGGAGGGAGGGUGGGAGAAGAAGGAAGGCCAGGAAAAUGCCGACGAUCAAAUGAACGCCGGCACUAGCACCCUACUGAAUGGCGUCUUUCCGCACCUGGCCAUCAUCCAUCAGUUCGCCCUGAUGAACUCGGAUGUACAGGCACUGGAGCUCAUCUCCCAGCUGGGUGUGCAUAUGCAGCAGCAGGCUGUUUCCGGAGCUUAUCACACCCUUUCGCUGGCGACAACAGGUGGAGGUGCAGAUGGACAAGCAGAUCCGGGGACAAACUCUUUGCCGGAAUUGCCACCGGGCAGCAUUUACGCAGAUAUCGAUGACAUAGAGUUAAUCGAAUAGGAGCGCCAAAUAGAAAUCGAAACUAAGCUAGCCUAAGCUUCAAUGCCAUAAUAUAGUCGUCUAGUAUUUAUGAUCUACACACUUGAAGGUGAUUUGAUUUAUUUCAUUACGAAAGUACUUAAUAAUUAGACAUCGGA